UUUCCUUAUCCUUUACUUGGCAUUUGGUAUUAGUUUUAACAACUUUACUACUAUAAAUUGAGCCUCUUUGCCUCAACCAUUUGCAUAAACAAUUCAUCAUUGCAAUUGUAUAGAAAUAUACACAAAAGAGAAAAAAAAAUUAAAAGUUCUAGCCAUGGCUGCAUCUUUCUCAGUUCCUUCAAUGAUUAUGGAAGAAGAGAGGAGAUUUGAAGCAGAGGCAGCAGAGGUGCAAGCAUGGUGGAACACAGAGAGGUUCAGGCUAACCAAGAGGGCAUAUUCAGCUAGGGAUGUGGUGGCACUAAGAGGAACUAUGAGGCAAAGUUAUGCAUCAAAUGAGUUAGCCCAGAAGCUGUGGAGGACACUCAAGACUCAUCAAGCUAAUGGGACAGCUUCAAGGACUUUUGGUGCACUUGACCCUGUUCAAGUCACCAUGAUGGCUAAGCAUUUGGAUUCUAUUUAUGUCUCUGGUUGGCAGUGUUCUUCAACUCACACAAGUACUAAUGAACCAGGGCCUGAUCUUGCUGAUUACCCUUAUGACACUGUUCCUAACAAAGUGGAACAUUUGUUUUUUGCUCAGCAGUAUCAUGAUAGGAAGCAGAGAGAAGCAAGAAUGAGCAUGAGCAGAGAGGAGAGGGCAAGAACCCCUUUUAUUGAUUACUUGAAACCUAUCAUUGCUGAUGGUGACACUGGAUUUGGUGGUGCAACUGCUACUGUUAAGCUGUGUAAGCUUUUCGUGGAGCGCGGUGCUGCUGGUGUCCACAUUGAGGAUCAGUCCUCUGUUACUAAGAAAUGUGGUCAUAUGGCUGGUAAAGUGCUUGUUGCUGUAAGUGAACAUAUUAACAGGCUUGUGGCUGCAAGGUUGCAGUUUGAUAUCAUGGGGACUGAAACGGUCCUCGUCGCUCGUACUGAUGCGGUUGCAGCCACAUUGAUCCAAACCAAUGUGGAUACAAGGGAUCACCAGUUCAUUUUGGGUGUUUCCAACCCGAAUCUCAAGGGCAAGGGUUUGGCUACUCUUUUGUCUGAAGCUAUGGCUGCAGGCAAAACAGGGCCCGAACUUCAAGCCAUUGAGGAUAAUUGGCUUGGAAUGGCUGAACUCAAGACAUUUUCUCAAUGUGUCACUGAUGCAAUCAAGAAAAUGAACCUUGCGGAGCACGAGAAGCAGAGGAGGUUGAACCAGUGGAUGAAUCAUUCAAGCUAUGAGAAAUGUCUUUCGCACGAACAAGCUAGGGAGAUUGUUGAAAGACUUGGCCUUCCAAAUCUUUUUUGGGACUGGGACUUGCCAAGAACCAGAGAAGGGUUCUACAGGUUUCAGGGAUCAGUAGAGGCUGCAAUUGUUCGCGGAUGGGCUUUCGCCGAAUACUGUGAUCUAGUCUGGAUGGAGACAUCAAGUCCUGAUAUGGUGGAAUGCACAAAAUUUUCUGAAGGAGUGAAGUCUCUAAGGCCUGAGCUGAUGUUGGCUUACAAUCUGUCUCCGUCAUUCAAUUGGGAUGCAUCAGGAAUGAAUGAUUACCAAAUGAUGGAUUUCAUUCCAAGAAUAGCCAAGUUAGGCUAUUGCUGGCAGUUCAUUACUUUAGCUGGUUUCCAUGCUGAUGCACUCAUCGUCGACACGUUUGCCAAGGAUUUCGCCAAGAGGGGAAUGUUGGCCUAUGUGGAGAAAAUACAAAGAGAGGAGAGGAGCAAUGGUGUUGACACAUUGGCUCAUCAGAAAUGGUCUGGUGCUAAUUACUAUGAUAGAGUUCUAAGGACUGUCCAGGGAGGCAUCACCUCUACAGCUGCUAUGGGCAAAGGUGUAACUGAGGAGCAAUUUGAGGCAAAAUGGACAAGGACUGGAACAACAAACUUGGGUGAUGGAAGUGUGGUGAUUGCAAAGGCAAGGAUGUAAGAAAAACAACAACAAAAA
Molecule: messenger RNA, 1900 nt
Organism: Solanum stenotomum
Lineage: Eukaryota; Viridiplantae; Streptophyta; Magnoliopsida; Solanales; Solanaceae
Product: isocitrate lyase
Exons: 3
Coding region: 155-1882 (575 amino acids)
Biological process (GO): carboxylic acid metabolic process
Cellular component (GO): glyoxysome
Molecular function (GO): isocitrate lyase activity
Source: RefSeq, a predicted model, not a curated record